Molecule: messenger RNA, 525 nt
Organism: Closterium sp. Naga37s-1
Lineage: Eukaryota; Viridiplantae; Streptophyta; Zygnematophyceae; Desmidiales; Closteriaceae
Source: the annotation of a GenBank genome assembly
ACGGCUGUAACACUUGGGUUCGGACCGUCGGACUUGCUGACGGCUGUGAUGCUCCACGACGCGUGUCAAUUACGAUGCCGGCUCGGUGGAGCGUGCUGCCACCGCGACACGGUGCAGCGUCACGUGCUCGCCCUGACAUGCCUCUUCGUCGCUCACAAAGCCAGGGCCGCGCGCACAUCCACCAAUUCCUUGAGCACGGACGCCUUCUGCCAGACAUUGGCAUGUCUAGAGGGUUUAUCGGCGGUCAAGGGCUGCAUGCUGGAGCGUCAGCUCCACUGGGUGUCUCGCCUCUUCCCGUCCCUGCAUCUCCCGGCUUCUGGUGACAUGGAGGCCGCUGCUGGGCUCUUACGCAGUCUAUGGUCGUCGUUGUUUCGCGACGGCAACUCGUCGUCUCACGCUCGCUACCUCGCAGCCUUCGUGCUUCAGCUGAGGACUACGGUUUUCGGCCGGAUGAAGGUCCCUCCCAGUGUGGUAGCCGCUGCCGCUGAUGUGGCUGUUCGCGGUGUCAAGUCUACACGGAAGCAG